GUAGCUCAGCGGACUGGGUGUAGUCUGGAGUGUGAUAGAGUGAGUUGGUGUGUGUUGGAGUGUGUUGGAGUGUGUUAGAGUGAGUUAGAGUGAGUUAGAGUGUGUUGGUGUUGCUGCUGGAGUCUGCUGAGCUUCAUGGCGGCGAACACAAAGAGCUGAAGCUCCUCUCUCCGUCUCUCUCUCUCUCUCUCUGCCGGACACGGAGCUCUGUUCGCGGCCUGAACCAGCUCGCCUCUCCGCUGCGUUACUGAUCUCUGCGCUCAGCGGGAAUCUGUCGGUAACCGGAAAGUUACCGAACACUUCUGGACAAGUUCAGGGACAGUUGGAUUUGAUCAUGCUGGGUUCUCUCCGGCUCGGGGUCCCGGUCCGGGACCUGGUCCUGGUUCUGGUUCUGUGUUGCUGGGUGUCUCCGCUGGGUGUCCGCGCCGCCAUGGACGAGUGUUCGGACGAGCAGCGCGGAGCUCAGCGCUGCAUGCCGGAGUUCGUGAACGCCGCUUUCAACGUCACCGUGGUGGCGACCAACACCUGCGGCUCUCCGCCGGAGGAGUACUGCGUCCAGACCGGAGCCACCGGGGUCACCAAGUCCUGCCACAUCUGCGACGCCCGGGACGCCCGCAACAACCACAGCGCCGUGUACCUGACCGACUACAACAUCCAACAGGACACCACCUGGUGGCAGAGCCAGACCAUGCUGGCGGGCAUCCAGUACCCGAACACCAUCAACCUCACCCUGCACCUCGGUAAGUCCUUCGACAUCACCUACGUGCGGCUCAAGUUCCACACCAGCCGCCCGGAGAGCUUUGCCAUCUACAAGCGGAGCGGCAAGGGCGGCCCCUGGGUGCCGUACCAGUACUACAGCGGCUCCUGCGAGAAGACGUACCAGAAGGCGAGCCGCGGCUUCAUCCGCACCGGAGAGGACGAGCAGCAGGCGCUCUGCACCGACGACUUCAGCGACAUCUCGCCGCUCACCGGGGGGAACGUGGCGUUCUCCACGCUGGAGGGACGACCCAGCGCACACAACUUCGACAACAGCCCCGUCCUCCAGGACUGGGUGACGGCCACCGAUAUCAGAGUGACCCUGAACAGGCUCAACACGUUCGGAGACGAGGUGUUCAACGACCCCAAGGUCCUCAAGUCCUACUACUACGCCAUCUCGGACUUCGCUGUGGGAGGAAGGUGUAAGUGUAACGGCCACGCCAGCGAGUGUACGAAGAACAGCGGAGGGCGGAUGGUGUGUAACUGCAAACACAACACGGACGGCGACGACUGCAACGUCUGCAAACCGUUCUACAACGACCGUCCGUGGAGGAGAGCGACCGCCGACAACGCCAACGACUGUCUGCCCUGCGACUGUAACGGGAAGAGCGCCGAGUGUUACUUCGACUCAGAGUUGUACCGGGCCACGGGUCACGGAGGUCACUGCAGGAACUGCGCCGACAACACCGACGGGCCCAACUGUGAGCGUUGCCUCGACAACUACCACCGCGACCAGAGCGGCAACCGCUGCCUGCCCUGCAGCUGCAACACCGUUGGCUCAGAGUCGCCUCAGUGUGACAACAGAGGAGUGUGUGCGUGUAAACCUGGAGUGACCGGAGAGAAGUGCGACCGCUGCCAGCCGGGAUACCACAGUCUGACGGAGGCCGGCUGCAGGUCUUGCUCUUGCUCGCCCUCUGGCAGCACUCAGGAGUGUGACGUCAACACAGGACAGUGUCGCUGCAAAGACCACGUGGAGGGCUUCAGCUGCGACAGGUGUAAACUGGGUUUCUUCAACCUGGACCCCAACAACCCUCAGGGCUGCACCCCUUGCUUCUGCUUCCAGCACUCGUCUGUGUGCGACAGCGCCGAAGGCUUCAGCGUCCACACCGUCACCUCGUCCUUCUCCAGAGAUGACGAGCAGUGGACCGGUCAGCAGCGUGAUGGUUCCAGUGUCUCCGUCCAGUGGUCUCCCAGCGGACAGGAAGUCUCCCUCAUCUCAGACGACUACUUCCCCAUGUACUUCGUAGCCCCAGAGAAGUUUUUGGGGAACCAGAUGUUGAGUUACGGACAGAACCUGAGUCUGAGUUUCCGGGUGGACCGGCGGGACAGUCGUCUGUCGGCGGAGGAUCUGGUCCUGGAGGGAGCCGACCUGAGGGUGGCCGUCCCCCUCAUCGCCCAGGGCAACGCCUACCCCAACGAGAACAUGCAGACCUACGUGUUCAGGCUCCAUGACAGCACGGAUUACCCCUGGAGGCCGACCAUCAGCCACCCCGGCUUCCAGAAACUCCUCCACAACCUGACCGCCAUCAAGAUCCGCGGCACCUACAGCGAGAGGAGUGCCGGUUACCUUGACGACGUCUCCUUGGUGACGGCGAGGCGGGGUCCGGGGGUGCCGGCCCGCUGGGUGGAGCGCUGCACCUGUCCUCAGGGUUACCAGGGGCAACACUGUGAGCAGUGCACUCUGGGAUAUCGCCGCGCCAAUCCGGAGCUCGGAGCCCUCAGCUCCUGCGAGCCCUGCAACUGUAACGGACACAGCGACGCCUGCAACCCCGACACUGGAGCGUGCGACUGUCGGGACGACACGGCCGGCCUGAGCUGUGAGCGCUGUAAGGACGGUUUCUACGGCGACGCCACCCGCGGGUCGUCAGCUGACUGUCAAGCCUGUCCCUGUCCGGCCGGAGCCACCUGCGCCGUCGUCCCCAAAACCAGAGAGGUGGUGUGCACCAACUGUCCCGCAGGAACCACAGGUAAGCGCUGCGAGCUCUGUGACGACGGCUUCUUCGGCGACCCGUUGGGUCAGAGCGGGCCAGUCCGAGCCUGCCGCGCCUGCAAGUGCAGCGACAACAUCGACCCCAACGCCGUCGGCAACUGCAACCGCGAGACCGGAGAGUGCCUCAAGUGCAUCUACAACACCGACGGCUUCUUCUGCGACCGCUGCAAGGAGGGUUUCUAUGGCAACGCCCUGGCCACCAACGCCGCCGACAAGUGCAAACCCUGCUCCUGCUCUCCGUUCGGUACCGUGGGUCGACAGACGGGCUGUUCUCAGGUCACCGGUCAGUGCCAGUGUCUCCCCAACGUGGCUGAACGUGACUGCGCCGCCUGCCAGCCCGGCUUCUUCAACCUGCAGAGCGCCAACGGCUGCGAAAGAUGCAACUGUAACCCGAUUGGCUCUACCAACGGUCAGUGUGACAUCACUGCGGGGCAGUGCGAGUGUCAGCCCGGCGUCACCGGCCUGCACUGCGAACGCUGCGAGGUCAACUUCUUCGGAUUCAGCUCGUCCGGAUGCAAACCCUGCGACUGCGACCCCGAGGGCUCCCAGUCGGGUCAGUGUAAGGAGGACGGGCGCUGCGAGUGUCGGCCCGGCUUCGUCGGAGCUCGAUGCGACAUGUGUGAGGAGAAUUACUUCUACAACCGCUCGGCUCCGGGCUGCCAGCAGUGUCCCUCCUGCUACAGUCUGGUCAGAGACAAGGUCAACCAGCAGAGACAGAAGCUUCACGACCUGCAGACUCUGAUCGAUAACCUGGGCUCGGGCCAGGACACCGUCAGCGACAAGGCCUUCGAGGACCGGCUGAAGGAGGCCGAGAGAGCCAUCAUGGAGCUGCUGGAGGAGGCUCAGACCAGCAAAGACGUAGACCGAGGUCUGCUGGAUCGCCUGAACAACAUCAACAACACUCUGACCACCCAGUGGAACCGACUGCAGAACAUCCGCAACACGGUGGACGACACCGGCACGCAGGCCGACCGCGCCCGCCACCGAGUCCGAGACGCCGAAAACCUGAUCGACCGGGCCCGGCAGGAGCUGGACAAGGCCAAGGACGCCAUCGGCAAAGUGGACAUCAAACCCCCGAGCGGCACCGGAGAUCCAAACAACAUGACGCUGCUGGCUGAGGAGGCUCGGACACUGGCCGAUAAACACAAGAUGGACGCAGACCAGAUUGAGAAGAUCGCCAAAGACGCCAACGACACGUCGACCAAAGCUCACAACCUGCUGCUGAAGACUCUGGAUGGAGAGAGCAGGACGAGUCAGGAGAUAGACGAGCUCAACAAGAAGUACAACGAGGCGAAGGAGCUGGCCAAGAAUCUGGAGAAACAGGCCAACAAGGUUCAGGCCGAGGCCGAAGACGCCGGAAACAAAGCUCUGAAGAUCUUCGCCAACCUGACGAGCAUCCCGCCGUUCGACACCAAAGCUCUGGAGGACGAAGCCAGCAAGAUCAAGAAGGAGGCGUCGGACCUCGACAAGCUCAUCGACAAGACGGAGAAGGAGUACAACGACCUGAGAGACGACCUGAAGGGAAAAGAGCAGGAAGUGCGUAAACUGCUGGAGAAAGGCAGAAGUGAGCAGCAGACUGCAGAUCAGCUGUUGGCUCGAGCCGACGCUGCUAAAGCUCUGGCUGAGGAGGCGGCGAAGAAGGGUCAGUCCACCUUCAGAGAGGCCGAGAGCAUCCUGGACGACCUCAGAGACUUCGAUAAGAGAGUCAACGACAACAAGACCGCCGCCGAGGACGCUUUGAAGAAGAUCCCCGCCAUCAACGCCACCAUCAUGGCCGCCAACCAGAAGACCAAGCAGGCGGAGGCGGCGCUCGGCAACGCGGCCGCCGACGCCCGAGAGGCCAAGAACAAGGCGGAGGAGGCCGAGAGGAUCGCCGGCAACGUGCAGAAGGGCUCAGCCAAGACCAAGGAGGACGCGGAGAAGGCCUUCCAGGACACCAACAAGCUGGACGACGAGGUCACCGACAUGAUGGACCAGCUGGACGCCGCGGAGCAGGAGCUGGCCAAGAAGAAGGCCGAGGCCGACCAAGACAUGAUGAUGGCGGGAAUGGCGUCCGACAACGCCAAGGAGGCGGAGGACAACGCCCGCAAGGCCAAGAGCGCCGUGAAGACGGUUCUGGGCACCAUCACCGCCCUGCUGGAUCAGCUGGGAAACAUCGACAAGGUGGACCUGAGCAAACUGAACCAGAUCGACGAGUCCCUGAAGAGGGCCAAGGGCAAGAUGGGCGACAGCGAGCUGGACAGGAAGCUGACGGAGCUGAACGACGUGGCGCGGACCCAGGAGGUCAUGAUCGACGACUACGACCGGCAGAUCCGCGAGAUCCGCGCCGACAUCGCCAACCUGAACGACAUCAAGAACACGUUACCCGACGGCUGCUUCAACACGCCGUCUCUGGAGAGGCCUUAACCCCGCCCCCCCCCUCCACCUCCAUCACUCCCUCUCACAUCUAACACUCCGGCAGACACGCCGCCUUUUACCAAAACAGUUUUUAAAACUCUUUUUCUCCUCCGAUUCUUUGAAGCCAAUAUUUCAGGCCACGUUCACGGUUUUUAACGAAAGAGAAGCAGCUGUUGUUUUGUUUUGUCUUUAUUUUUAUGGAGACGCAGUAACGUGGUUACGGUAGAAUGAACUAAGCGGCGUAGCGAAGCCGUGCAGAGAGGCGGAAGAGCCUCGGAGAAAACCCAGAACCACAAACCCGACGUGACUGCACCCGUCUGUUUCACAAACAGGAAGUUCCUCGCGCUUCGAGGACUGUGUCCGCUCGUAUUACCCAUCAUGCCUUGGGGACACGCCAGCUACUUUUGACGAUUUCCAGCCAGCUGAAUGUACGGCUACACGCUGUUAGAGCGCCGCCAUCCAGGGGCGUUGUGUUAUUUCUUCAUGUUUAAAUCAACCAUGUUGUCAGAAACCACACAGUGAAGGAAUCCUCUCUUCUCUUCUCCCGAAGCUUCGCGCCCGACACUCAAACGGCAGAGGAAAAGUAUUUCAGCUCUCUUCAACAGUAUUCUCCCCUCCAGCGGCCGGUUGUUGAGUAAAGCCACGCCCACUCUGCUGGAGAACAUCAGGCCUCUGAAGUCCAGAAAACAGAACAACAUAACUUAGCUUCUGGUUCCUUCACCAGAUACAGAUCUCAGGUAGCUACAUCUCCCAAGAUAUGAUCUCGUAGGAAGAAGAUGGUAACUUGUACGUGGAGGAUAUUAACUUGUAUUCUUCAGAUAUGGAUGUUGUGGGAACCAGAUACGUGAAUAUCUCGUUCCCACACGUCUUGUUUAACAUCUUGUCUGAGCGAGAUCGUUAUAAUCUCGUUCCUCCAUGAUAGACAUCGGGGGUUAGAAGUUAUUAUCUUCUGUGUGCAAGAUACGAGAUAGGAAUCUUUUGGGAACAAAAUACUAACUUGUGCACACAAGAUAAAUUAGUAUCUUGUUCCCACAAGGCAUGGAUCUCGGGUUAGGGUUUGAAGACAUCAUCUUGUAUGCACAAGAUCAGAACUCGGAUCUCGUGGGAACAAGAUCGUGACUCGUACGUGGAGGAUAUUAACUCGUAUGUACAAGAUAUGGAUGUUGUGGGAACAAGUCAAAAUUAUAGAAUCUUGUUACCACAAGAUCCAUAUCUUUUGGGAACAAAAUACACUUUGGCACAAAAGAUAAUAUCUUUCACGCACAAGUUAUAAUCGUGUUCCCACAAGAUAUGGAUCUCUGGUUACGGCUGGAAGAUAUCAUCUUCAAUGUACAAGAUAUUAACUUGUGCAUACGAGAUGUGGAUCUUUUGGGAACUAAAAACUAACUUGCGCACGCAAGAUAUUAUCUUUUGUGCCAACUUGUAUUUUGUUCCCAAAAGAUAUGGAUCUCUGCUUAGGGAAGUUAUUACAAAAUCAUAACUAAUACAUGGAGGAUGUUGUAGGAACAAGAUAAAGAUCCUGAGUUAGGGUUUGAAGAGAUCAUCUUGUAUGUACAAGAUAUUCACUUGUGCAUACGAGAUAUGGAUCUUUUGGGAACUAAAAACUUGUGCACUCACGUUCUUAUCUUUUGUGCCAACUUGUGUUUUGUUCCCAGAAGAGAUGGAUCUCUGCUAAGGGAAGUCAUUCUCUCGUAUCACCUUGCUCCGUGUCUCGUGCACACGAGCUAUAAAUGAUAUCUUUCAUGACGUCAGAGGCUCUGAAGGCGCGUCUUUAAAUCAUCUCUGAUAUUUCUCACCACGGUCAAACACCAUUUCAUGUACGGAUGUUUUAACACUACAAACUGUUUAGUUCCUAUUUGUCCCAGAAGUUGCUGCUUAUCACUGGUGUUCUUUACCCAUUACACACAUUAACAUUUUCUUCCAGGCUAAAUCCAACACUAUGCAACUUUGUACAUUUUGCGUAGCGAGAAUUUUAUCUGAUACACUGGUGCUAAUAAUUAUUUCAAAUGUUAUAUUUUUGUGUGAAUGUUUUUUAUUAUUAUGACAUAGAGUGAGGAAUUUGUUAUUUGUGUAAAUAUAUGCUUAAAUGAUUCAGGACUGGCUGAUUUUAAGAAAUAAAACACCAACAUGCAAACAGCCACAUUAAGUUCCAUCACAAUCAAUCAACUGAAACCUCCAGGUUAAAUAUAUCUAUAUAUAUAUAUAUGAAUAUAUAUAUAAAUAUCUAUGAGAACGUCUGUGGUAUGUUAUUAUUAUAAUAUGCUUGCUUGUAUACAAGGCUCAGUGUUGCUGCCUCAUAGCGAUGCCAAUAUUUCAUUAGUGUUUUAUUGAUUCUGGUGAGUUAAUUCAACCUAACUGAAUAUGUUUGUUUAGCUAUUUUGUUUGUUGAGCUUUGACCCAUCAGGACAUCACGAGUUUAUCGUACUGAACACCGAAAGAGAUAAUAGGCUCGGUCACAUGUUGCUACGGUAGAUUGAAUGAGCGUUUUGUGCCUUAAUAUAAAGUUGGGUUGUAAUCACAGUCCCGUCGAGGGGCGUCCACGUUUGAUUUCACAGAAAUGUCCUCGUCGUCUUCGCUCCCUCACACCGUCUCCUCGUGUCGGUACUGAAGCAGGGUUUGUUUCUUUUUAAAUCAGGUCCUUGACAGAAAAAGAAGCUGCUAAUAAAUGAUCCUAAUCCAGCAGGCUACAGACAAACACUACCAGAGUUUAUCUGAUUCUCCAGAUCCACAGACAAACUGUGGAUCUGGAGAACUGGACUCUUUACUGACUCGUCUUUGUCAUCCGUGGUUUUAUUUCUCUCCCUCCAUCCAGGCGGCCGCUCUUCAGGACGUUCAGCGCGCACACAGGCGUGAUGUAUAAACAGUAUUUUAAGUUAUAAUGUACCAGUUCUUUGUAUUGUAACCCUGUUGUCUUAGACGGUGAUGUGUGCGCGCCGCGCCGCGCCGCGCCGCGCCGCCUGCAGGACGCCGCUGCGUUGUGUUGAGUCUGUCACGGUGACGUCACGUCUCCGGCCCUGUGAGGACCUGAGUGAACCCUGUUUGUUUCCAUGUGCCUGUAAAUCCAAACUUAACAUUUGAAUAAUAAAGAAUUACUACAGGAA
Molecule: messenger RNA, 8244 nt
Organism: Sebastes umbrosus (honeycomb rockfish)
Lineage: Eukaryota; Metazoa; Chordata; Actinopteri; Perciformes; Sebastidae
Gene: lamc1
Product: laminin, gamma 1
Exons: 28
Coding region: 335-5152 (1605 amino acids)
Source: RefSeq, a predicted model, not a curated record